Molecule: messenger RNA, 3012 nt
Organism: Scomber japonicus (chub mackerel)
Lineage: Eukaryota; Metazoa; Chordata; Actinopteri; Scombriformes; Scombridae
Product: FYVE, RhoGEF and PH domain-containing protein 4-like
Exons: 17
Coding region: 1-3012 (1003 amino acids)
Biological process (GO): filopodium assembly; cytoskeleton organization
Cellular component (GO): cytoplasm
Molecular function (GO): metal ion binding; guanyl-nucleotide exchange factor activity
Source: RefSeq, a predicted model, not a curated record
AUGUUUGACCUGAAGAAGAGGAACAGUUUGUCCCUGAAAUGUAACCGUGACACGGAGGAGUUCAGACGGGUGGCGGUCAGACGGAAGGUCAAAGGUGCUGCAGGAGACUGUAACGCCACUUACACAGUGAACAGUGGAGUGUGUGGCUCAUACAGCUGUGGACGUGCUCGUGACAGAACUCAAACAAACUCUAAACUCGGUGUCGGGGAAGAGGUUGACAGAAGUCCAGCUAAGAGAUCACCCUCCAAACCAGAAGUGCCUCCUAAACCCGCUCAUCUCCAGAGUCCUUUGAGCGCAGAGCAAGGUCAAGCUCACAGUCCCACUACAGGAAAAUUCCUACUUCCGAAAGUUAAUGGCACAGAAGAUCAGAGUCCUAACCGAAGCUAUGGAGUGCCUUUUUCCUACCUCAGCCCAGCACAAAACUGUCAAGGCUCCCCAAGUCCUGUGAGAAUAGGGGGUUGCAGUUUUUUGAAUGGAGAACAACUGAGCCCUGCCAGACAUCCUCAGGGGAUUCCAAUUCUUGCGGGCAGUCCACUGUUAGGAUCUCCGAGUCCAGGCAAAAGAGGCAUUCAGAACUGUAGCCCAUUGAGGGAAGGAGGGCAUAGCCCCGCUAAAUUGUCCCCAAGAAACUAUAGCGGUCUCAUAGGAAAACUGCGGACCCCCAGUCCCAUUCAGGGAAAGAUGGGGAGCUACAGCCCUGCCAGGAACUCUAAAUCCUGGCUGGGACUACACAGAAUUCCAAGCAGCAAGACGGAAAGACAGGAGAAGAUGGCAGGGAAAUCUUUGAGUGUGCCCGACUUGAUCGUUUACUUGGAAGAAAACAGAAUUCCCACUGAAAAAACGGAACGCUCACCACUGAAACCGCUACAAACACCCAACUGCUGUGGGCCUGCCAUCACCAUCAAAGCACCUGCUAACCAUAGACUCAACCAUACUACAAAUAAAGCAGUUCCUCUUUUGUCAAGCUAUGGUAAGGAGCACUCGCCAGGACAAAUGAAAGGGCUAGUACUGGAGAAAGAAUGUGCAGUAUUAACUGUGACGGAUUUUAAUGACAAAACGGAAGAAAGAAAGAUACAUGCAGGAUUUGGCUCCAGGUCUUCCUGCAAAUGGACAGCGGCAACUCCAGAAGAUGGGAAGAUUCACAAGGAGUCUAAAGCUGAACAGAGUGACGAGAAGGAGGAGGAGGAGGAGGAGGAGGAGAGGAAAGAGAGUGGAGGAGAUGAACCAAAAGAGGAAGAAACCAAAGAGCAGAAAUUGUUCAAGAUAGCCAAUGAACUCCUGCAGACAGAGAGAGCCUACGUGGUUCGUCUCAACCUUCUAGACCAGGUCUUCUGCUCACGCCUAACAGAAGAGGCAGGUCGAGGCUCAUUUCCUCCUGAGGUGAUAAAGAACAUCUUUUCCAACAUUUCCUCCAUCUACUCCUUCCACAGCCAGUUCCUGCUGCCUGACCUGGAGAACUGUAUCAGCCACUGGUGUGAGAGUCCAGGCCUGGGUAAUGUUCUGCUACCACAUGCACCCUUCCUGAGGAUGUAUGCCGACUAUGUCAGGAACUUCGACCAGGCCAUGGAGCUGGUGAGGACGUGGUCCGAGCGCUCCUCUGCCUUCAGAUGCAUCAUCCAGGAUAUAGAAACUCAGGAGGUGUGUGGCAGCCUGACUCUGCAGCAUCACAUGUUGGAACCGGUCCAGAGGGUCCCUCGCUAUGAGAUGCUGCUCAGUGAUUACUUGAAGAAACUGCCCAAGGACAACCCAGACUACGAGCCGGCUCAGAAAUCCUUGCAGACAAUUUCCAUGGCUGCCACCCACUCAAACAGCGCCAUCCACAAAGCUGAGAGCCUGAAGCGGCUGCUGGAGAUCUAUGAGAUGGUCGGAGAGGAGGAGGUGGUUAACCCGACCAAUGAGUUUCUCAGGGAAGGUCGUCUGCUCAAGCUCGCUGCUAGGAACACAUCUGCCAUGGAGAGGCACCUCUUCCUGUUCAACAACUUUCUGCUGUGCUGCAGUCCAAAGUUCAGCCUAGUUGGGCAACGUUUUACGGUUCGGUGCAGGAUCGGAGUGGAUGGCAUGCAGGUGCAACAGACCACCAACGAAGACCACUUAUACACCUUCCAAGUGUCUGGGACUGAGAAGACCCUUGAGCUACAGUCCAGCUCUGAACAAGAUCGAGACGAGUGGAUAAAGGUGAUUCAGGAAGCAAUCGAUGUGUUUCAGAAGAAAAAUGAAACCUUCAAGUUGGCCUCAAAGGAGUUGAAUGUGGAAGAACCAACAGAUGAACUCGGCCGACGUGCCCCACGCUGGAUCAGAGACAACGAGGUGACCAUGUGUAUGAAAUGCCAGGAGCCUUUCAAUGCGCUGACCAGGAGAAGACAUCACUGCCGAGCCUGUGGCUGUGUGGUGUGUUGGAAGUGUUCAGACAACAAAGUGGCUUUACAGUAUGAUGGUAAUAAGCUGAACAAAGUGUGUAAAGCCUGCUACUCCAUCCUGACUGCACAAAGAGUGGAGAGGGUGGACAGCAAGAAGAAAAGAGUACUGGAGUUGGAAGCAUCUCCAGUUUGCAGUGAAAGUGAAAUGAGCGGCUUCCUGCAGUAUGGUGACAACCCCAAGACUCAGCAACGAGUGUGGUCUGUUAUUACCAGGACCAAGCCUCCAGUCCUCUACCUCUACGCUGCUGCACAGGAUGUGAAGCCCCUUACCACUAUACCUCUACUGGGCUGCAGUGUGGAGGAUUCCCCUCAGGAGCUCCAGAGUCAGUCCUGUUUCUGUCUAAGCCAAUCCAAAACCACCCACGUGUUCACCUGCGAGGGGCCUGACCUUAAACAGCGUUGGCUGGCUGUUCUAAAAGCUGCUGUGACAGGCAUCAUGCCAGCAUGUAUACUGGCUGACCCUGAAAACGGCAUGAAUGAAUCCAGAUGUGGCAUUAAUGAUAAUGUCAAUGAUACAAGUGUCUGUAGCGCUGACGGUCCAACACAGAAUUGCAGUGAUACACAGAGGCUUUACAGGAUCACUAUCGCCUUAUAA